Messenger RNA from Helicoverpa armigera (cotton bollworm), 1267 nucleotides. It is a transcript of the gene Nup43, whose product is annotated as nucleoporin Nup43. Gene Ontology annotation, cellular component: nuclear pore outer ring. The record is from RefSeq and is a predicted model, not a curated record. Lineage: Eukaryota; Metazoa; Arthropoda; Insecta; Lepidoptera; Noctuidae. Gene Ontology annotation, molecular function: protein binding. Bases 20 to 1060 code for a protein of 346 amino acids. The transcript is spliced from 3 exons.
AGCUAAUUCUAUUUCAAAAAUGCCCCUCGACGUCCAAGGAACAUUUGUGUCACAGAAAAUCAAUAAAAUAAGAUGGAUAGCGGAGGAUUAUGUAGAAUCAAAGUGCUUUUUUACCGGCAGUUGGGACGACGAAGUGAAUUCCGUUAAAGUUUGGAGUUUUGAAAGUCCUCAUGAAGAAGAUGAGGUAGAUUACCCUCGUGCACUCUCUGAGUACCCUGUGGAAGGUGAUGUGACCGAAAUAAAGUUUAUAGAGAAAAAUAAAAUAGCCGUUUCGCUAUCGAACGGAGAUGUGAAGGUGCUGGAAGUUAGUGUGUAUGACCGACAGUCUCCGCUGAGAGAAGUAUUCCAUUUUAAGAAGCUACAUAACUACGGUGAAGAGCCAUGUUCCUGUACAUCGCUAGACACACUAGAAGGGGAUAUAGCCACUAUUGGAGAAGACGGCAAUGUGAACGUCCUGAGCGGGAGACGAGGCGAGGUGAUGCACUCCAUCAAAGGAGCUGACAGUUGUUCUCUACAUUCCAUCUGCUUUAUUAAGCAUAAUGAGGUCAUAACCGGUAACAUCAGAGGUCACAUGAAGAUUUGGGAUUUAAAAGCAACCAAUAACAAACCAGCUGCCUCAUUCCUUCUGGCUGGUGAUGAGUUAGCUGCUACUUGCAUCAUCCACCAUCCGACACAACCACAUAUAAUCUUAGCUGGCAGUGAAUCUGGGUCCCUCGCUGUUUGGGAUUUACGUAUGAACUCUUUCCCAACUUCCCUGGUCAAUGCACACUCGGCAGGAGUCUCAGAAAUGCAGUUCCAUCCUGAAAACCCACACAAACUCCUCACAUGUUCAGCUUCCGGAGAGCUAUGGGAUUGGAACAUGGAGGCUAUGACAAAGAGUUCUAAAGGCCCUGACAAUCAAGUGACGUGGAUGCCAUUAGAAGAUAAAAAAGCUAUGAUGGUGAACUCCUUGAUACCAGCCCUGCAUAAACCUAUCAACAGUCUCCAUUGUGACAAAGGCAGGAUCCUUUGCGGAGCUGAUAAUGAAGCUGUGUAUUUGAUUAAGAACUUUAAGUAUUAAGCUUGAAAGUUAAGAUGAUUUUUUCCUGUUUGGAGGAACUGUGAUAAGGUGGAAAGCUCAAUAGAGCUACAUCACACGAAUAUUUUCGAAACUAGUGUGUCAUGGAAUUAGCAGAAUGAGAUGUUAAGUUUGGUCUUGUUUGUGAAAUGUGAACUCUUAACUAAUCUGUUAAAAAGUUAAUUGUAUACUUUUUUGUAAGUUAUUUGG